AUCCCUGAACUGUGGCGUAAAUAUGGGUUGGGACUGUUGGGAAUGGACAACUCUCCUUUAAAUCAGGCGCACCGAGAGCAGCGUCGUGCCGAGGCGUUCCGGAGGGGCGGUCGGCUGGAGGAGGCAGCUGAGUGUCACGGUCGGGCUGCUGAGCUACUAGUAGCAGCGCUGACUCUCACACCAACUCCCCUAGCUAGACAGAGCAUCACCCUCCAGCACAGUUAUCACCUUCGGCAGCAGGAACUUCUCAAGUUCCGGAGUAAACAGCUAGAGAAGUAUGUCAAGGCAAUGGAAAAUCAGCGCGUGAAGAUGGGCACAGCGAGUGGAAGCAGUGCAGGGGGGGUGGGAACUGGUGGGCGCGAAUUAACGCCACCAGGCCCCUACACUGCCAAACGACCCCAGGCAAUCACGCAGGAAGUUACCAAAUAUGCCCGAGAUUUAAAUUUGAAUCUCUGUUUCAUCAUGUUAAUCCUGGAAGGGGGGCCCGAGGGAAUUUGUAGAUAAAGGAAGGAAGACGAAGGUGAUAAAAGCACACCCACCGAGGAGGCUGAAACCAAGGCCGGCGCCAAGGAAAACUCAAAAAUCUCGGGAGAAUUAGCAGGGAAGACCAAGAUGCCAGCCAGCGAGAAGGCGGAGGAAGCGGGCAGCAGCUCGGGGGAAGUCCACGGCCGGAAGAAGAAGAAGAACAUGUUGGUGAUCGUGGAGGAGCUGCGUACCCUAAGGGAUCACCAGGCGGACCUCAUCGCGCAACUCAUGAGUGAGCUGUCCCACAUGGAGAGGGAAAACUGUCAGUUAAAAAGUCAGGUACGUGAGCUUCAGAAUAAGUGCGAGCAGUACGAGGGAGAACGGCGCCGCAUGCGUGCUCUGGCUGAUUCCAGCUGCUCGCCUUUUGUAUUUUCUCCGCUAAGUGAGAUAUCCCCAGAUCCCCCAAGCGUUGAUCUUGCGCCCUUAGAAAUGCCUCCUUUGGACUUCAUGGAAAAUUUUGAGAAAGAUUCGUAAUGAAUGGUGUAAGAGUAAUGAGAGUGAAUGAAGAAAACUGCCAAAGUUGGAUUAUAUAUUGGGGAGGUGUUUUUUUUUUUUUUUUUUUCCAUAGUAAGAAGGGCAUAUUGUAUCGAGUGAAAAGAUUUCCUAGAUUGGUGUCAUGAUACGACUUUGUGAUGUUUGAAAUAUUGGGCUAAGAAUUGAGAAGUAUUUGUAAAGUCAAAAUUUUAACAUUAUUUACAAAAACUAAUCUUUCUUUCUUUUACCACUUUCAAUUAGACUUGAAAAGUGAACAAAAUAUCAUUAAUUAACAUUUGUUAAUCCAUAUCACAGAUGAAAUUAAAAACUACAUUUCCUUUCUAUUACUGUAACAUUUCAUUUGCGAUCAUUUAGUGUGUUGUUAUUAAGUGGUUAAAUGUUAUUAUAUAGGAAUUGAAGAACCGAGUGGUGUGGGGUUUAUCAAAUCACUUCAGACUGUGUGAUGUGUGUGUUAAUGUAGGACUGAUUAUUUCCUGAAAAGAAAAUUGCAUUAAAAAGGACAGAAACAGUGAUUACUGUAAUUCUGACAUGACUCUAAGUUGUUUAUCAUUGAUUGCCUAUAUUAAAAGCAGAUAUGGUU
Penaeus monodon (black tiger shrimp) is the source of this 1600-nucleotide messenger RNA. Its product is annotated as nuclear receptor-binding factor 2-like. NCBI's taxonomy places the organism in Eukaryota, Metazoa, Arthropoda, Malacostraca, Decapoda, Penaeidae. The record is from RefSeq and is a predicted model, not a curated record. Gene Ontology annotation, biological process: autophagy.